This is a messenger RNA of Exophiala xenobiotica, 1596 nucleotides long. RefSeq lists its product as uncharacterized. Gene Ontology annotation, biological process: positive regulation of catalytic activity. The transcript is spliced from 3 exons. Lineage: Eukaryota; Fungi; Ascomycota; Eurotiomycetes; Chaetothyriales; Herpotrichiellaceae. Gene Ontology annotation, cellular component: fungal-type vacuole; cell periphery. The coding region runs from base 171 to 1445 and encodes 424 amino acids. The record is from RefSeq and is a predicted model, not a curated record.
CUGCACCAUCAGCACACACGGAGUUCCCGCAAUUCAUGCGAAGUUCCAGCACCUAACGCAAGUAUCAUCAUGCAUCCCUAGACGAGUAAGGACCCUAGAACAUCCACGACAUGCCCUUCCGAGUGCGCCGCAGUUGACAUCCUGCUCAACAUCCGUUCUCGACUCAGAAAAUGGCAGAGCCAGGAUUUCCCUGGAGCGCCCAAUCGCGAGAUCCAGAAAAAGAAGGAACUCUUCCUGCGAUCGAUUCAAAUGUCCCACAUUCAGAAGAGAACAAGCAGGACAGUGUUUCAAGUGCUGGAAACAGGAACAAUCCUGCUACACAACAUCCCCAGCCGAGAAAGACCAGCAAUCCGCAGAGUAAGCGCCGGGAUGGGUCUUUGAAGGGACCUCAACGAGCUAUACCACCUGCUACAACUGGUUUGGUCGAUUCCACAACAUCAAAGAGUACAAAGAAACCAGCAACACCACUUCCAGUUCGGACUAUUCCUCCUUGGGUAAGGGACGCAGAAGAAAGCGACCUAGAAGACCCUCAAUUUCUUGCUCCCGACUCUCCAGAAGCUGCUCUCGUCGCACACCACAACCACAGCCCAUCAACCGCUGCACGGCCAAACGUACAUGGCAAGCAAACGCAAACCAAUGGACAUGUGACGUCUGCAGGACACGUGCGACCUGAGCGGACUUCAAGAUGGAUCUCAUUUGCUCGUGCAAGUGCCUACCCUCGCGAGACUUUCAACGGUGAAAAGGUGGACACUGAUUAUCUCAAUCAGCAUUUCACUGACUACUCGAGGCCUUGGUUGGCGGGACACGAGGACGAUCUGGAGGAUGGCAGCAGUCGAUACCACGCAUUUCGCCGUAAGAGGAAGGCUUGGUACAAGAGGGCACAAUUCACCAUCAUGCGGAACCCUUUUAUUCCUCUCGCAUUCAGAUUGACAACCUUCGUCUUCGCGUUUGCGGCCCUCGGGCUGGGCACUUCCAUAUACCAUUCGACAAACAGGAUUGCUAAGUGCAUCCACCAGAAUCCGAGGGACAAAGAAUGCCGUGACCUAGUUGGCACAGGCCCUACCAACUACUACCAGGAUCCGUCUGGGUUGAUGGCCCUGAUCGUCGAUGCGAUUGCGGUGGCCUACAUCUUGUACAUCACCUACGACGAAUACUUCUCCAAGCCGCUUGGCUUGCGACCAGCCCGUGCCAAAGUACGGCUGGUUCUCCUUGAUUUGUUCUUUGUCGUGUUUCAAUCAGCAAACCUUGCUUUGAGUUUCGAGUCCUUGACGGUUGAUCAAGGUGCAUGCAAGGUGGGAGGUGCACCUCUGACCUCUCCCAAAUUUGACGACGUAUGCUCUCGUGCACGAGCAUUAAGUGGUGUUCUGUUGAUUUCGUUGGUUGCUUGGUUGAUGACCUUCUCUAUUAGUGUAUUGAGGUUGGUAGAGAGGAUCGAUACGAAGUGACGAUACAAAUAGGAUGGCUGGUCCUUUUCGAGCCUCAUCAUGGGAUACUUGUAGCAAUAAUGAUGACCGGAACGACUUUCCUUCCCCAUGUUCACAGUCAGAAAAUGCAGCACCUGAGAUGUAUCGCUAGCCUCUUCCACUUCCAAACGAC